ACUCUAGUGACUUACUAGGUUAGGGCCCAAACCCAAAGUCCUAGUAUAUAAGGGAAUCUUCACUCUUCCAAGUGUUCAGUCUCCACUUUCCUCAAAAUCAGCUGGAGCAGGACCAGCGUCCUUGCGAAGCCCUAGCUCUGCCGCCGCUUUGUGGGACAAAACCUGAAAAUGAAGAGGAUUCUGAAGUCACCCAAGUCAAGUGCCUCAGGUUCAAGUCAAACAGCUUGUCUUAAGAACCACAACAAAUCAUCUUCAUCAUCUCAGGUCUUGUCAAUGUCGAAGGAGGAAGAGGGCAUCGGUCUCCCAGAAGAUAUUAUAAGGAAAAUUCUGUGCCAGUUACCGGUCAAAACACUGAUCCGGUUCACUUGUGUCUCAAAACGGUGGCGUUUUAUCAUCAUUUCCGAUCCUCAGUUCGCCAAAUCCCAUCUCCAACUAGCAUUACAGUGGAGAACCCUCACCCAAAGACUCUUCGUCCACUCCUUAAACCCUCAUUUUCAAUCAUGGGAAUAUGAAGACAAUUUCAAUGGUUCAGUCAUAGACCUCACCUCCCCAUACCCAUCAAAGGAACCAUGCCAAAGAGCAAUUACCUCCUGCAAUGGUUUGGUACUUCUAGGUGACUCUUAUUUAACUGAUUUGGUACACUUGGCUAUCUGGAACCCAUCAACCGGAUUUUUCCGCAAAAUACCUAGUCCAAGGAUAACUAUUCCCAGGAAUAAAUACGGAUACGAGUUAGAUUUUGCAGUUACUGGGUUUGGUUAUGUGUCCUCCACCGAUGACUACAAGCUUGUUUUAGUAGUCCCGGGCGAUAGGACACAUUUUCAUGUCUAUAUCUUCUCACUGAAGGCCAACUGUUGGAAAGUUAUUAAAGCCUCUCACUUGUCAUCACCGGACUUCAAUCACUACGUGUACGGGGCGACUCUUUCCAAUGGAGCAAUCCAUUGGAUUAACCACCGCUGCGGAGUUUCAGACCCAGCGAGUAUUUAUGCUUUUGAUUUGGCAGAGGAGGAGUUCCGGGAAAUGCCAUUGCCUGUUUGGUUCCCAAAUAAUGACAGAGAGAUGAGGGUUCUUUUAGGAGGAUGCCUUUGUGUGUGGUUUAAGACGGAUGCUAGGCGUAGCGAAAUUUGGGGAAUGACAGAGUAUGGGGUGCCUGAAUCUUGGGUUAAACUCUUUGGGUUUAGAGAAGCCGAUUUACCAGAGGUGUUCUCUUCACAAGCUGAAUGGGAUCUGUGUUUUGUUACAGAAGACGGUAAAAUUGUGAUCAAACUACUUGAGAGUAAUGAGUUCUUCAGGAUUGAAUGCCGUAAAGAAGAGAAGCCGGUCUGCAGCGGGCGAUAUUUGCUUCAAGAGGUGCCCGGGUAUACGUCUUUUAUUGAAAACAGAUAUUUAUAUGUUGAAACUCUAGUUUCGGUACCUGAAUGAUCAUGUUGAGUCUUGGGGCAUGAGGACUUGAGGCCUGGAAAAACUGCGAGGCAGAACAAAAAUGCUGGGGACAUUCAUUCAAAUGCUGGUUCGUUUUUAUGUUUUAACUAUUCUGUAAUUUGGAUUAAUCCUCCUGUAACUAUUUCUAUCAAUUUGUUUUCCGUGUUUUUAUUUGUACUUGAGAAGCCAAAACUAUGUUGCAUGAAGUUUGUGUUGGUGCUGCUGCAUGAAGACAUUGUC
Messenger RNA from Rosa rugosa (rugosa rose), 1659 nucleotides. Its product is annotated as F-box protein CPR1-like. The record is from RefSeq and is a predicted model, not a curated record. The transcript has 3 exons. NCBI's taxonomy places the organism in Eukaryota, Viridiplantae, Streptophyta, Magnoliopsida, Rosales, Rosaceae. The coding region runs from base 169 to 1419 and encodes 416 amino acids. Gene Ontology annotation, molecular function: protein binding.